Molecule: messenger RNA, 2658 nt
Organism: Bactrocera tryoni
Lineage: Eukaryota; Metazoa; Arthropoda; Insecta; Diptera; Tephritidae
Gene: nAChRalpha1
Product: acetylcholine receptor subunit alpha-like 1
Exons: 9
Coding region: 979-2658 (559 amino acids)
Biological process (GO): monoatomic ion transmembrane transport; chemical synaptic transmission; signal transduction
Cellular component (GO): synapse; neuron projection; postsynaptic membrane
Molecular function (GO): acetylcholine-gated monoatomic cation-selective channel activity; transmembrane signaling receptor activity
Source: RefSeq, a predicted model, not a curated record
AUUAACGCAACACUGCAACGCCAACGCAACGGUGGCGGAGGAGGAGGCGGGCAUGUAUUAGCUACCGCCCACACCACCACCACGACAGCGGCGGCGCCGCAGCAGCCGCGUACAACAACGCAAUUACCGAGUGCUAGAGCAACAACAACAGUCACUACCGCUGCAGCCAGUGCAGUGUACGCAGCAGCAACAGCAGACACAUGUGUUGUCAAACAGCAAGGACUGCAACAACAACAACAACAACAACAAACACAGCCACAAACACAACAACAGCAACAUCAAUAUCACACACAACGCCAUUUAGCGUUAUUGGUGCGCAGUAGCAGCAGAUUUGCUGCUGCCGCUGCCACAGUCGCCGCCGCCAUUUUUGCUGCUGCCAGCGUAGCGUGCGCUGGCAUUUUGGCGGGCGCCACACCCACGCCCACACCCGCCAACGCCGCUGCCGCCACUGCCUCAGCUACAACCGUUUCAUCCUCAACGGCCAAAUCGACCUCCUCGCAUGACAGUACAAAUGCUCGUGUCGCUGUGAGUGUGGCAACUGCGGCCAAUACAAUAAGUAGCAGCAACAGCGGCGGCGUCGCAAACGCAAUUUCAACGCAGCAGUGUUUAGUUGCUGCUGCUGCUGUUGAAUUCUAUACAAUACAGCGGACAGGCAUAUCGCGUAACGCAACUACUUGCUCUACGUACACAUCCGCGUCAUGUGACAAAUCGAACGGUAGUCGAACUCGUAGUAGAAAAAAGUGUCGUGUACGCGAUCGUGAUCGCGGGCGUGUUCUUUGGCGUUCGGCGUACGCCAGUAGUGUUGAUAGCGUUCGUGAUAGCUGUGCGAGUGAGCGUGUUAAUGAGUUGAGUGUUGCUGGUGGCAACGAGGUGAACGUUGAGCGGCGAACGGAGCGUUACGAGCGCAAAAUUGGCGCAAGGCUGCGAUUUGUAGGCGAUGCAACGUUUAGCGGAAGAAGUGGGUGGACCUGGCCUAAGAUGGGGAGCGUGCUAUUCACAGCUGUGUUCAUAGCGUUACAUUUUGCCACCGGCGGCCUGGCCAACCCAGAUGCAAAACGUUUAUACGACGAUCUUUUAAGCAAUUACAAUCGUUUAAUCAGGCCAGUGGGCAAUAAUUCCGAUCGUUUAACGGUCAAAAUGGGUCUACGGCUAUCGCAGUUGAUAGAUGUGAAUUUGAAAAAUCAAAUCAUGACGACGAACGUGUGGGUGGAGCAGGAAUGGAAUGACUACAAAUUAAAAUGGAAUCCUGAUGAUUAUGGCGGUGUGGAUACAUUGCACGUGCCAUCCGAACACAUUUGGCUGCCGGAUAUUGUGCUGUAUAAUAACGCUGACGGCAAUUACGAAGUGACAAUAAUGACAAAAGCAAUUUUACAUCACACCGGCAAAGUGGUGUGGAAGCCGCCCGCCAUUUACAAAUCGUUUUGCGAAAUCGAUGUCGAAUAUUUUCCAUUCGAUGAGCAGACGUGUUUCAUGAAAUUCGGCUCAUGGACAUACGAUGGUUAUAUGGUGGAUCUACGGCAUUUGAAGCAAACAGCAGAUUCGGACAACAUCGAAGUGGGCAUCGAUCUGCAGGACUACUAUAUCUCUGUAGAGUGGGAUAUAAUGCGUGUGCCGGCCGUGCGUAAUGAGAAAUUCUAUAGUUGUUGUGAAGAGCCCUAUUUGGAUAUCGUUUUCAAUCUGACGUUGCGUCGCAAAACACUCUUCUACACUGUCAAUCUAAUCAUACCAUGUGUGGGUAUCUCAUUCCUAUCGGUGUUGGUCUUCUAUCUGCCCAGCGAUUCCGGCGAGAAGAUCUCACUUUGUAUCAGCAUUUUGCUAUCGUUGACUGUGUUUUUUCUCCUGCUCGCCGAAAUUAUACCGCCAACAUCGCUGACGGUGCCGUUACUGGGCAAAUAUUUGCUCUUCACUAUGAUGUUGGUGACGCUGUCGGUUGUGGUCACCAUUGCGGUGCUUAAUGUUAACUUUAGAUCACCUGUGACGCAUAAAAUGGCGCCAUGGGUACAACGUUUAUUUAUACAAAUUUUACCCAAACUCCUUUGCAUCGAACGACCGAAAAAAGACGAAGCCAACGAGGACGAUCAACCGCCCGAAGUGCUAACCGAUGUGUUCCAUUUGCCACCGGAUGUGGAUAAAUUCGUGAAUUACGAUUCGAAGCGAUUUAGCGGCGAUUAUGGUAUACCAGCACUUCCUGCCUCACAUCGUUUCGACUUGGCUGCAGCGGGCGGCAUAGCGCCCUGUUUUGGUGAUCCGCCCCUACCCUCAGCACUGCCACUGCCCGGCGCCGAUGAUGACCUCUUCAGUCCAUCGGGCAAUGGGGAUAUCAGUCCCGGCUGUUGUCAUGCCGACCUGAGUCCGACCUUCGACAAGCCGUACAUGCGCGAAAUGGAGAAGACAAUCGAGGGUUCGCGAUUUAUAGCGCAACAUGUGAAAAACAAGGAUAAAUUUGAGAGCGUGGAAGAAGAUUGGAAAUAUGUUGCCAUGGUAUUGGAUCGUCUAUUCCUGUGGAUCUUCGCGAUUGCAUGUGUGGUCGGCACAGCGCUGAUUAUCCUGCAAGCGCCAAGUUUGUACGAUCAAUCACAACCGAUCGAUAUUUUAUAUUCCAAAAUCGCUAAGAAGAAGUUCGAACUGCUAAAAAUGGGCAGUGAGAAUAGCUUAUAG